Molecule: messenger RNA, 1140 nt
Organism: Trypanosoma conorhini
Lineage: Eukaryota; Euglenozoa; Kinetoplastea; Trypanosomatida; Trypanosomatidae
Exons: 1
Coding region: 1-1140 (379 amino acids)
Source: RefSeq, a predicted model, not a curated record
AUGCUCACAGGUGGGGCGAGGCAGGGAACAUCCCCGGCACCGGUGGAGAAGAAGGAAACGGACGCGGUUGAGCGUGACGAGAACGAUAUUGGCCUGCAUCCAGCUCCUAUCGCACUGGUGCUGCGGCACCAGUGUGCAGCUGAGGCCCUGAGUGCCGUGAAGGAAGAGGAGAUCGUGGGCCGCCUGAACCUUCUGCACUCCUGUCACAACGCCUUCCUGGCCAUUGUGCGCCAGUCACUUUAUACGCUGCAUCUUGAUUCGGUUGCCCUUUCCAGGGCGCAGGCGCAGCAGCAACUUCGCCCAGGAUUAGGGCGCACACCAGUUAAACGGAACUCCGACAGGAGGGCCGGUGACCGCGCAAGGAGUAGAACAGGCCGAAGGCAUGCGGCAGAGUCGUCGGGUCUUGAUGUGGAACGGGAAUACAAUGAAGAGCCUUCAACGGGAUUUCAGCACCGUUUGCGUGUGAACAACUUUCGGCGAAUGAAUGAAGAGCUAAUUAAGAGGCAGCGGCAAGUGGAGGCUUUUGCGGCGCAUGAGAUGCGACGGAGGGAAGCCGCACGAAGGCUUGAAGAGUUUCUUCAUGCGAGAAGCAUCGGUGGUGACUGCAAGCCCUCCAUAACGCCCAAUACCACAGUUCGGGAGAUGCGGGAACGACAGCGAGCAGCACGGUCGAAGGCACAACAAUAUACUGCUCGAGCACGGCAGUCAAGGCUGCAAGAAUUACAGAAAAGGCGGUAUCGCCAGUUGGCGGCGGAAGGUGAGAGGUUGCAACUUCUCUUGAAGGAACGCCGCAUUCGCUUUGAAAGGGAGAUGAAGAACCUGGAAGAGGCUGCGGAGUGCAUACAUGAGAUGUACCACACCGGAUGUCUUGGGGACCAUGCUUCUAUGGCGUCUCUGGCGCCUUCUCUACAAACACUCUUUCCGGCGGCAUCGUCUCAGGCGUCCAUGCCGCGUUGCAACACGCGAGCGAAGCAGCCCAUAACUGAGGCGGAUUACGGGCGUUUGUGUGGCUUGAGGGAGGCCGCGAUGCGGUCUGUGGUUGCUGGUUCGCUGGCACCGCCACCCGCCGCCCCUGUACCAGAGAAGGAUAUUACACGGAAGUAUCAGCAGCCACCUAGUCAUCCAAUACUCUGGCACUGA